AUGUUUCACGAACUUUCUAGGCGAGUUUUUUCCCAUAUUGAGAAUAUAUUCGAAGCUGUAGCUGUAACGCUUGGUCCCAAAGGAAGAAAUGUUUUAAUCGAACAACCUUUUGGUAGUCCAAAAAUUACAAAGGAUGGAGUGACUGUUGCUAAAAGUAUAACACUUAAAGAUAAAUUUGAAAAUCUUGGUGCAAGGCUUGUUCAAGAUGUUGCAAAUAAAACUAAUGAAGUUGCAGGUGAUGGAACAACAACUGCAACAGUACUUACCCGUGCAAUUUUUGUUGAAGGUGUUAAAAAUGUAGCUGCUGGAUGUAAUCCCAUGGAUCUUAGGCGUGGAGUUCAAAUGGCUGUUGAUGCUAUUGUUAAAUAUUUAAGAGAAAUUAGUCGUGUUAUUACCACAAGUGAAGAAAUUGCUCAGGCAAGAAACCUUAUAGCUAAUGCUAUGGAAAAAGUUGGUAAAGAUGGAGUUAUCACUGUUAAAGAAGGAAAAACAAUAGAAGAUGAAUUAGAAAUUACAGAGGGAAUGCGAUUUGAUCGUGGAUAUAUUUCUCCAUAUUUUAUCACUGAUGUUAAAUCUCAGAAAAUAGAACUUGAAAAACCAUUGAUUCUUCUAUCAGAGAAAAAGAUUUCUGUUUUACAAGAUAUUUUGCCAGCCUUAGAAACAUCAGCACAACAACGUAGACCACUAUUAAUUAUUGCUGAAGACAUUGAUGGUGAGGCAUUGGCUGCAUGUAUAUUGAACAAACUUCGUGGUAAUCUUCAAGUUGCAGCAGUUAAAGCACCUGGGUUUGGAGAUAAUAGAAAAUCCAUUUUAGGAGAUUUGGCUAUUCUGACUGGUGGCACUGUUUUCUCUGAUGAAUUAGACAUUAAACUUGAACGAGCAACACCUGAUUUAUUUGGAUCAACUGGAUCAGCCACAAUUACCAAAGAAGAUACAAUUUUUCUUAAUGGAGAUGGAACAAAAGAAAGUAUUCAUCAACGUUGUGAACAAAUACGUGCAGCUAUAAAUGAUUCUACAGUGUCUGAAUAUGAAAAGGAAAAAUUACAAGAACGUUUAGCAAAAUUAUCUGGUGGUGUAGCAGUGAUCAAAGUAGGUGGUUCAUCAGAACUUGAAGUUGGAGAGAAAAAGGAUAGAUUUGUUGAUGCAUUGAAUGCAACAAGAGCUGCAGUUGAAGAAGGAAUUGUACCUGGUGGUGGUGUUGCACUUUUGAAAUCAAUAAAAUGCCUUGAUAAUUUAAAAACAAGUAAUUUUGAUCAACAAUUAGGUAUCAAUAUUAUCAAAUCAGCCCUUACAAAACCAGCAAAAACAAUUGUUGACAAUGCAGGUGAAGAAGGUGCAGUAAUUGUUGGUAAACUGUUAGAUGAUCAUGUAAAUGAUUUCAAUUAUGGCUAUGACUCUGCUACUGGAGAAUAUGGAGAUAUGAUUUCUCGUGGUAUUGUUGAUCCUUUAAAAGUUGUCAGGACUGCUCUUGUUGAUGCUUCAGGUGUUGCAAUGACACAAUGUUUUGAUUGA
Molecule: messenger RNA, 1512 nt
Organism: Entrophospora sp. SA101
Lineage: Eukaryota; Fungi; Glomeromycota; Glomeromycetes; Entrophosporales; Entrophosporaceae
Source: the annotation of a GenBank genome assembly